Messenger RNA from Fusarium subglutinans, 2931 nucleotides. Its product is annotated as 7-dehydrocholesterol reductase. Gene Ontology annotation, biological process: sterol biosynthetic process. The transcript has 6 exons. Bases 1 to 2931 code for a protein of 976 amino acids. Gene Ontology annotation, cellular component: cytoplasm; membrane. Lineage: Eukaryota; Fungi; Ascomycota; Sordariomycetes; Hypocreales; Nectriaceae. Gene Ontology annotation, molecular function: FAD binding; Delta24(24-1) sterol reductase activity. The record is from RefSeq and is a predicted model, not a curated record.
AUGUCAAGAAUUGCAGAGGGCCUGCCAAUGGCUGGCUCGACGACUACUAUUACAACGCAGAGAAAGAAGAAGCCUACUGAAGCCAAGGCGCUGACGACAGAGGUUCAGAUGUUGGCUGGUGCUGAUGUUUGGGGUCGUGCAGCAUUUGGGAGGUCGUGGCUGCGAUCUCUCGUAGGCGCAUCGCCUCUGUUUCUCGCGCCAAUGGCUUCGAUAUCAAUCUUCAUCACACUGGCUGAAUACGAAGGAUCGCUCUCCCUCUUCGCAGACGCCGUAAAAGAACACGGCUUCUGGACCAUUUGCGCCCAGUACGGUCCUCACCUCACCACCAAAGGCAUCGCCGCAGUGAUCUGCUGGGUCGGAAUCCAAGCCCUUCUGUACUGCCUCCUCCCCGGAGAACAACACCAAGGCCAAUUGACACCAGCUGGCUAUCUCCUCAGCUACAAAAUCAACGGCCUCUCAGCGUGGAUCGUCACGCAUCUCCUUUACGCACUUCUCAGCUGGUUGGGGAUCCUGGACCCUGGCUUCAUUCCCCGCAAUUGGAGUAGCUUGAUUGGAGCUAUGAACUUGGCUGGGUUCGUUAUUUCGGCACUUGCGCUCGUCAAAGCGUACGUAAUGCCGACGCACCCAGAAGAUAGGAAGUUCAGCGGGUCGUUCCUAUACGACUUCUUCAUGGGCAUUGAGCUGAACCCGAGGUUGGGGGAGAAUUUUGACCUUAAGCUUUUCAGUAAUGGCAGGGCAGGGAUGAUGGUGUGGACCCUGAUCGACUUUUCGAACAUGGCGUAUCAGUACCAGAAUCAGGGAUUUGUUGAGCCGUCGCUUAUCCUUGUAACGGCACUACAGACCAUCUACGUGGUGGACUUUUUCGUUAAUGAAUCCUGGUAUCUGCGCACAAUCGACGUCAAAUUCGACCAUUACGGCUUCUAUCUCAGCUGGGGCUGUUUCUGCUUCUUACCAACAACAUACACCAUCCAAGGCCAAUAUCUGGGCCGUUACCCAUCAUCAGCUUCAACACCUUACCUAGCAUUCUUCUUCGCCCUUGGAGUAGCAGGCUACAUCCUCUUCCGCUCCGUCAACCACCAAAAAGAAAUCGUACGACGGACUGGCGGAAAAUGCACCAUCUGGGGUAAACCAGCAGAAUGCAUCGUCGCAUCCUUUAGGACCUCCGAUGGUCGGCAGCACAGGAGUCUUCUCCUCUGCAGCGGUUGGUGGGGUUGGUCUCGGCACGCGAAUUACCUGGGCGAUCUGAUUCUUAGCUUCUCCUCUUGUGCGCUGGUGGGUAACGUGUACCUUGGCGAUUUAUUCCUGGCGUUUGACAUUGCCGAUAAAAUACGCGACUUCUACAAGCUCCGCCAGCCAUAUCGCGUCUCCCAUGGCGCUUCAAGCAGUACUCGUCCUCGCCAUGGGUCUGACACGAAUGUUGUCGACAUCAGCAUGCUAUCCCAAGUCAUUACAGUAGACUCGGCGCAAAGAACUUGUCUCGUCGAGCCUAAUGUACCAAUGGACCGACUCAUCGCCGCCACGAUGCCGUACGGUCUGAUACCCCCAGUAGUGAUGGAAUUCCCUGGGAUCACAGCGGGAGGGGGCUUUGCAGGGACAUCUGGGGAAAGCAGCUCAUUUCGGCAUGGUUUCUUCAACGAAACGAUCGACUUCGUAGAGAUGAUACUUGGAAACGGAGAUAUAAUCCGGGCAUUGCGCCAAGAACAUGAAGAUCUGUUUUAUGGUGCUGCGGGCGCUGCUGGGACUCUGGGCUUGACGACGUUGAUGCAGGUCCGGCUGGUUGAAGCGAAACAAUUUGUCAAGACAAUGUAUCACAGAGUUGACAGCGUGACUUCUGCUAUCUCAACAACGAAACAGUGUUGCGAAAAAGUGGGCAUUGACUAUGUCGAUGGCAUCCUCUAUUCGAAGGACCAUGGCGUUGUCAUCACGGGUGAGAUGACUAACACCAAGCCAAGUGACUCUCCAGUACGGACUUUCAGUAACUCAGGAGACCAUUGGUUCUAUCUACACGUGAAAGAACAGACCGAGUCUCUCCCUCCCUCGGCGACAGUCACAGAAUACAUACCACUUGGUGAAUACCUCUUCCGUUACGACAGAGCUGCUUUCUGGGUCGGCCGUCAAGGAUAUACAUAUUUCAAGUUCGUCCCUUUCAACGAGUUCUUUCGUUGGCUUUUUGAUGACUACUCUCAUACCCGGACACUGUAUCAUGCACUCCACGCAAGUCGGAUCUCGGACCAGUUCGUCGUUCAAGAUCUAGCAUUACCAUAUGACACAGCUGAAGCGUUUGUUGACUGGGUAGACGCAGAGCUGGGAAUAUGGCCACUUUGGCUUUGUCCUCUGAAAGGUUGUCGAACACCCACUUUCCACCCUGUUACGAAAGGAUCUUCAGAUACCGGCGCAGGGAACGACAUUUCGCAACCGAUGCUCAACAUUGGAGUUUGGGGUUGGGGGCCCUCAGAUCGAGAAGAGUUCAAAGUCAAGAAUCAGGCUCUGGAGAAGAAGCUGAGGGAACUUGGUGGACGGAAAUGGCUAUACGCACAUACUUACUACACAGAAGAGCAAUUCUGGGACUUGUACGAUUGGUCUUGGUAUGAGAGACUCAGAGAACGCUAUUUCGCUACAACUUUGCCAACCGUCUACGACAAGGUGAAAAAGAGUGGCCCUGACACGGAUGGGAGGCAUGAGAAUGGUUGGGGACUCGGGUCUUUGUUGAAUAAGUGGCCCGUCGGCGGGAUCUAUGGCAUGAUACUAGCGUUUUACUCCGGGGAUAUCAAUCUCCAUCGUCGAGCGAAAUGGAGUUAUGUUAUUUACAACUACUUUCUGAUUAAUUGGGCUGCCGAGAUGCUUCCCCACUCCAAUGCUGACAUGCAGAUCAAUAUCUUGGCAGACGACGACGUGCAUGAAGAUGACGUUUCCGUAAUCAAGGCCCUCUAG